Molecule: messenger RNA, 1949 nt
Organism: Pangasianodon hypophthalmus (striped catfish)
Lineage: Eukaryota; Metazoa; Chordata; Actinopteri; Siluriformes; Pangasiidae
Gene: dnaaf1
Product: dynein axonemal assembly factor 1
Exons: 10
Coding region: 126-1814 (562 amino acids)
Molecular function (GO): protein binding
Source: RefSeq, a predicted model, not a curated record
UGCGUUAGUGGUAUCCAUGGAAACAGGAUACUCGUCUACUGUUAGCAACAGCGGCUAGCAAAAAUAAAAACUGCAUCUGUUUCAUUUCUGGUCAGAUUUUUUAUUUAAAUUUCAACUAAAUUAGAAUGCAAACAAAGCUGAGUUCAGAAGUGAGCUCUGCAGAUGGAGAACAGGCUGAAAAAAACGCGGGAAAUGUGUCAGAAGAAGCUCAGAGGACACCUGAGAAUGUUCCAGAAAACAUCUCCAAAGAUCUCAAUGUGACUGAAACACCAUCAGGUCCCAGAAUAACGAGGGCGUUUUUAAGGGACCACUGCAAGCGGAACAAGCUGUACCUGACGCCCAGGUUAAACGACACACUCUACCUUCACUACAAAGGUUUCAGGGUAAUCGAGGGGCUGGAGGAGUACACGGGCCUGCGCUGUCUCUGGCUCGAGUGCAACGGCAUCAACAAGAUCCAGAACCUGCAGAACCAGACAGAACUGCGCUGCCUCUUCAUCCACCAGAACCUCAUUCACACCCUCGAGAACCUGGAACCGCUCGCCAAACUCAGCACGCUCAACGUGUCCAACAACUACAUCAGGGUCAUCCAGAACAUCUCCUGCCUGAGCGAGCUGUCCACACUCCAGAUUUCCCAUAAUGCACUGGAGAGCGUGAGCGACGUGCAGGAGCUGUGUCACUGUCCCUCCAUCAGUGUCCUGGACCUGUCACAUAACCGGCUCAACGACCCGGAAAUCCUCACUGUACUGGAGAAGAUGCCCAAUCUGAGAGUGCUAAACCUCAUGGGUAACGAAGUCGUCAAGAAAAUUCCCAACUACAGGAAGUCGCUAAUCGUUCGUCUGAAGGUGCUCACGUACCUGGACGACCGUCCUGUGUUUCCUAAGGAGAGGGCCUGUGCAGAGGCUUGGGCCGUGGGAGGUUUGGAAGGAGAACGUAAAGAAAGGGAAAUAUGGCAAACCAGAGAGAGGAGAAAGAUUCAGGAGAGCCUGGACGCCAUGAGACUUAUCAAAGAAAAUGCGCUGAAGCAAAGACAAGCUCGAGAGCAGCAGCAGGAGAACGGAAUCUCUAAGCCUGUAGAAGAUCAGAACGUGUCCGGUGAAGACCUCGAGCAGACCGAGCAGGAGCAGAAGGAGUCAGUCGUAUCAGAGGAGCAGGACGUACAGAUUGCAGAGGAGACGCUCCGGUCAGACCCAGAGACGGACCCGGUUCCAUCCUCAGCUUCAGAUGUUAAGCAGAUGCACCAAUCGGGUUUAGAGAUUCUCCAGUCAGAGUCAGACACCAACGACGGUCUGCAACAAGCGUCCUACGUAGAAGAGGUUCAUCCUCCAGAUCUCCCUGAGAAGUCAGGACAAGAGCAACAUCACGUAACAUCAAAGAGGAAUCAGAAGAGCAAACAUGAAGCACCAUCAUGGUCUGAAGCUGAAGAUCUGCUCCCAGUAUCUGGCACACAGGGUCCUGUCACUGAACUCAUCCCAGACGAUGAAAUAGAGACCAUCAUCCUAUCAGACGUUCCAUCACUCACCAUCAGCGAUCUUCCUGAUCUGGAUGAUCCGGACACCGUCAACAUAGAAACAGCACCUCAGGUGUUCCGUCCAAAAAUCGAGGUGAUCUCAGGCAGCGAGAGUGACUCAGAACCGGAAGGAACGUCUCCUGUUUUCUCGCUCUUUGGUAAAGUUUCUACCAAAAACACAUCCAGCAGAAACGAGAGUCUGAUUUUCACCAAUCAGAGAGCAGCAGUGACGGAUCCCCAAGCAGACGAUGAGCAACGCGUGACAGAAGGAAAGCAAAAAAAAUGCCUGAUUGAGGAGCUGGACUGAUGUUUAUUAACUAAAGUGUUUCGUGAGUAAUAUUUAAAGGUAUAAAGGUGUGAUAGUGUGUUUCUAUAGAAAUGAAAACCCAAACGGCGGAUAAAUAAGUAUUCUUUUAUGACAAAUCACCAUGAAUAGCUUGAA